GAAUGUUUGGGGUUCUUCUUUUGCUUGGAGCAUAGAAGUGUGCUGUGUAGAAAAUGUGAUGUAAGUGCACAUGAAGGGAACUCACUUCGCGCCAUGCAUCAAAGGAUGUUGCUUUCGGGGAUUGAGGCUCAACUUCACCCAAUCCAAGUGAUCACCCACCCUUCAAAUAUGGGGUCCCACUUUUCUGCUUUGCCUCACUUUUCACAG
This is a messenger RNA of Striga hermonthica, 207 nucleotides long. NCBI's taxonomy places the organism in Eukaryota, Viridiplantae, Streptophyta, Magnoliopsida, Lamiales, Orobanchaceae. The record is from the annotation of a GenBank genome assembly.